Messenger RNA from Bradysia coprophila, 762 nucleotides. RefSeq lists its product as uncharacterized. The record is from RefSeq and is a predicted model, not a curated record. Lineage: Eukaryota; Metazoa; Arthropoda; Insecta; Diptera; Sciaridae. Gene Ontology annotation, cellular component: Ino80 complex. Gene Ontology annotation, molecular function: DNA binding. Gene Ontology annotation, biological process: apoptotic signaling pathway; apoptotic process; positive regulation of apoptotic process.
ACAUUUUGUGACAGCUAAAUAUUUUUGUUUAUAAUCUCGCUCGAAUCGUUCCUUGGACCAAACUUUUUGAGCUUCUUACGCGUAAGUGAGCUCUUACAUUGUCCAGCCGGUAGACAAUGGGUGAAAUGAACCCGAAAUUCGAUACAACGUCGUCAGUUCAACCGCCCCCACGAAGUGAUUCCUUUUCUAUGUCGGAUUAUUAUUCGGACAAUGACAAUGGCAAUGGCAUCGACUACAAGGAGGAGGCAAAAAUAUCUCAAUAUCGCAGAGCAAUACAGUUAAUUGAUCGGAAAUGUGAACUUUUAUCCAGAAACAAUGAAAAGCUGAUUCGAAGGAUCCACUUUGUGAAGAGCAUCAGCAAACGAAAGGAAAAGGAUAUUCUUCUGCUGAAAGCUCGACUGGACGAAUACAAUGAUGAAUGGCGCACAGCAGAUACAACCGAUACGGCGAGCAAUAAUUUCCCCUCAUUGAUUCGUGCAUCCGGCCAAAACAAGUCGAAAAAGUACACUCCCCGCAAGUACAAGAAAAACACUGACAAUGCAAACAGCUCGAAAAAUGAUGGAGUCACAACGAAUGGUUCGGCAAAGGAUAAAGAGUCGAAGCCUCGUAAGCGCCAGAAAUCGUCGAAAGAGCCAAACGCAAAACGAGCAUCGAAUCAACAAUUUAUUCCAUUGAGCGUGAAUCAACAGCAACAAUGAUCUGGAGCUGAUACAUCUACUCGAAAUGAAUGAAAUAAAGUGACGUGAAGGGGGAAUCAGAAGA